Lycium barbarum (goji berry) is the source of this 1164-nucleotide messenger RNA. RefSeq names its product eukaryotic translation initiation factor 2 subunit beta-like. The record is from RefSeq and is a predicted model, not a curated record. The transcript is spliced from 10 exons. Gene Ontology annotation, cellular component: eukaryotic translation initiation factor 2 complex. Gene Ontology annotation, biological process: formation of translation preinitiation complex; formation of cytoplasmic translation initiation complex; translational initiation. Gene Ontology annotation, molecular function: mRNA binding; translation initiation factor activity; translation initiation factor binding. NCBI's taxonomy places the organism in Eukaryota, Viridiplantae, Streptophyta, Magnoliopsida, Solanales, Solanaceae. The coding region runs from base 169 to 966 and encodes 265 amino acids.
AAACUGAUUACUUAUAUAACAGUAAUAACAAAAAGCGCAACUCUCAGCAGUAUCCAAAAGAGAGAAGACGCUGUAUUCCAUCCAAGAUAAACGAAUUGAAACAUUAGCUUCUGAUUCUUUGUAUUUUGAGGUUCCUGAAUUAAUCUGAAACAAGAUCUUACUGCAAUCAUGGCUGAAGAAGAGAAUCAAAACGAGUUGGUGGCUGAUAUAGCACCUUUUGAUCCUACAAAAAAGAAGAAAAAGAAGAAGGUUGUAAUUCAAGAUCCUGCAGAUGACUCUGUUGAUAGCUUGGCUGAAAAAACUGAGAAUUUAUCUGUUUCUGAAGGCCUUGAGGCUACAUUUUCUGGUAAAAAGAAGAAGAAGAAGCCGGCACACACUGAUCUCCUGAGUGAUGAAAAGGAAAGCAUUGGCGAGGAUGUGGAUGAUCACCCUGGAGAUGAUGAAGAACCUGGAGAAAUUGUCCUGCAACAUCUUCCUUGGGAGGGAACUGAUCGAGAUUAUGAAUAUGAGGAGCUUCUGGGCAGAGUAUUUAACAUUCUCCGUGAGAAUAAUCCUGAGCUUGCUGGAGAUAGGCGAAGGACAGUUAUGAGGCCGCCUCAAGUUCUUCGUGAAGGCACAAAGAAAACCGUGUUUGUGAAUUUCAUGGAUCUUUGCAAGACGAUGCAUAGGCAGCCUGAGCAUGUUAUGACUUUCUUGCUGGCUGAAAUGGGGACUAGUGGAUCACUUGAUGGGCAGCAAAGAUUGGUCAUCAAGGGAAGAUUUGCUCCUAAGAAUUUUGAAGGAAUCCUUCGGCGAUAUGUCAAUGAGUAUGUCAUCUGCAAUGGCUGUAAAAGUCCAGAUACUAUCCUUUCAAAGGAAAACCGUCUUUUCUUCCUCAGAUGUGAGAAGUGCGGGUCUGGAAGAUCAGUUGCUCCUAUCAAGGCUGGUUUCGUUGCUCGUGUUGGCCGUCGGAAAGCUGGGACAUGAUCCGGUGGCUUGGAGAUUGUUAGUUGGACAAUUUCUUCUUGUAAUAGAGUAUGUUGGAGUUUUGUAUGUUUAACCUGAGGGAAAAUAUUGACUUUUGGUGCAACUUUGCUUAUGUAGAGGUCCAAUUUAGAUUCAAUUUGGUGAGAUCAUGUCUUGUGAUAUUUCUAAAAUGUGGAUAUAAUUGUGGCUUUUGGCUUA